UCACUGUCUCAGCUCAGAGCCCCCCGGGACAGAGGUUGUUGGGGGCUUAGGGGAGUCAUGAGUCAGAACAAGUGUCCCUUGGCUGAUGGGGAGGUUGGUAGUUGGGCCGGUCGGACUAAGCGGGGCCCCGGGAGGCAGAAAGGAAGUUCUCAUUUAUGCAAUAGAAUUGGGUUCUGGGCCUGAGAGACGGAAAGAGAAACUCCCACAGAGCUGAGACAGUCGAGGUGCAUAAAAGCAGCGAGAGAGCGUUCAGCGCAGUCACUUCCUCUCACUCCUACAGGUAGUGGCCCCGCCGGUGGGGCCCGGACAUGAGAAACCAUGCAGCUGGGGCCCCCCGGUCUGCUCUGCACCCUCCUGCAUCUGCUACUUCUCUCAGGUUACGGCCGGGGGUCGCACUUUGUUCCUGGGGAGACGGUGACACUGAACUGCUCAGAGAGAAUCCCUAUAGGUCCCAUAAGGCAGAUUACCUGGAGCAAAGAGAACGGAUCCCACAAACUGAGUUUCAUGUUCCUGAACCAGUCUGCAAACAGCACUGUCUGGCGUGGGUCCAGUGAUGCCAGCCUACUGACCCAUUAUGUAUAUAGUAACUUUACCGACCCCAGAAUAUUGUUCCUAAGCCCAGAGAUGCCACUGACCCUACAGAUCCGCAGCGCUCAGCCCUCCGACUCCGGCAAUUACACCUGUGAAGUCAUCAGCAGCAGAGGAGGGGUUAAUUCUACAUGUUGGGAAGUGCAAGUAUCAGAAAGCUGGAGCAAAGGCAUAACAGAUAGUUCUACCGUAUACAUAUCACUGGGCUGUGCCGCUUGCUGCGCGGCUGUGCUGCUCAUUCUGCUGUGGCUUUUCUGCUGGAAGAGACGCCGCUCCUACAAUGAGACCCCCAGGGCGAUUCCACAGAGCUUUCCAGAACCUGUUGAAAAUCCAGUGAUUGUCUAUGAGAACCCAGAAGAAUGUUAUUACAACAGAUUUAAUUCACUUUAUGAUGGGCUUCCCAGCUCCAGAUGACGACCCAAUGAAGACCUGCAAAUAAUCUCAUGUUCAUAGUCUCAUGGGACGGAAGAAAUGAGCCUCUAGUCCUGUCUCUGACCAUAGUGCAAGGUAUCAACAAUAUCCAACCGCUGGAAGGAAAUACUGUAAACAGGUCAAGUGUUGAGGGACCAAUUUCCAGGACCAUUUCAUUGGGUCACAUGAAGUUCUUUAGAUAUGGAGCCCAUACCUUCACAGCGGCCGUAAUGCAAUCUCCUGUACAGGGUGAGGCACCAUCUUGCCAUUUAGGAAACAGACAAUAAUCAUGCUGAUUGGUCAGUGUGGGGUUUCUCUCUGAUUGGCUGUUAUACCCAUCCAUGAUAUACAUAAGCUUUUAUCAAUGCUUUCCCAGACCAGCUGCUACUUGGCAACACAGAUGGUGGGUGGCAUAUAGAUUGUCAACUGAAUUCCUUAGUUCCAAAGAAUUUGUAAUCCGUACAAACAUGAUGAUUCGGCAGUUACAUGCGCUCCGACGGGGCAACAAUCCAGUGCACUUUAUAACUGAUUUAUCAUAUUCUACAAACCGGAUUCCAAAAAAGUUG
Molecule: messenger RNA, 1565 nt
Organism: Xenopus tropicalis (tropical clawed frog)
Lineage: Eukaryota; Metazoa; Chordata; Amphibia; Anura; Pipidae
Exons: 5
Coding region: 319-1002 (227 amino acids)
Source: RefSeq, a predicted model, not a curated record